This is a messenger RNA of Corylus avellana, 1096 nucleotides long. The record is from RefSeq and is a predicted model, not a curated record. NCBI's taxonomy places the organism in Eukaryota, Viridiplantae, Streptophyta, Magnoliopsida, Fagales, Betulaceae.
CUGCCCCUAUUAGAAGCACAUGGGGCUUAGCUCGCAAAAACUUGUACAAAUCUUUCUUAUUCCAAUUCCAAGCGAAGCAGAGCGAAGAGAGAGCGAGAGAGAGAGUGGCGCGUAGUUGCAAUGGAAAAAACCCCAACCCUAGAAGAACAGCCCAAAUCAAAGCCAUCAACUUCUGAAGAAGAUGAAGAAGAAGAAAACGUUGACAACGGAGACCAAUACAUGCCGGACGCUGCCCAAAACCCUCCUAGCUCUCCCGGUUCUGAUGGCUCCGAUUCCGAUUCCGAAGACGAAGCUCAGCAGAACCUCCAGCUGCAGACCUUGGAGGUGGAGCUUUCGUCCAACCCUUCCAACUAUGACGCUCAUAUCAAGUUCGUGAGGCUUCUGCGGAAAAUGGGCGACAUAGAGAAACUGAGACAGGCAAGGGAAGCUAUGAGCGAGCUCUUUCCACUGACACCUGCCUUGUGGCAGGAAUGGGCCAAAGAUGAAGCUUCUCUUGGCACCGGGCAUGAGGCUGUUCCUGCAAUUGAGAAGCUUUAUGAGCGAGGAGUAUUCGAUUAUCUGGUUUGUUAUGGAUCUUACUAACAGAAUUUGGGUUUUUUUUUCCCCCUGGUUCUUGUUAUAGUAUAUACUGUUUAAAUCCCAAGAGGUGCCAUCUAUUUUCUUUCUUUUACUGUGAGGCAUUAUAUCAGGAUGUAUGGCACAAAUUUCUUCCCCCGGCAAGUAUAUUGGGACAAAUAACACAUAUUUAUGUUGCUUUGGCGGCUUGAAAAUUGUUUUUGGAGAGUUGGUUGUCUUUCCCAAAAAUCUUGUAUUCUUAAUCCUGAACCAUAUGAUUUGAAAACUUGUUCACAUUUCUAUGAAAAGAGAGUAAAAAAGGAACAAAUUGAUUAGCUGAAGUGACAACAACAUGAUAGUGAGGUUCACAUUAUAAUAUCAAUCUAUGUUUGUAGUUUGAUGUCCAUGUGGUCGUGAGCCAUUUUGAAGGUGAAAUUUUCCUUUCCUUGUUUUAUGAUUUUGGCACAUCAGUGUUUGAACUAAAUAAAUUUGAAUCAUCUUCUAGUCUCUUCCAAUUCUUAAUGUGGAGAAAUUAAAGCGA